GCUUUUCUAUUCUUUGUAGUCCUUCUGAUUCUUCAUUUCAAGUACGAACUGCUACAGAAUGGCAUCUGGAAAAGUUGUUUCCCUGGUAGUGUCUCUUUUCGUCGUGACCAGAGUGCAGUCUUAUCCCAGCGGAGCUCCUACUAGCGUUUGUACUACAAUGUUGCCUUCGCAUCCACCUGCCUCUCCUUCAACCAGCCCAUCGAUCUACACGGUGAACAUCACCGCAAAUGCCUACAAACCAGGGCAGACUGUCUCAGUGCAAAUAGCAGGCAAUCAGUACAAAGGAUUCCUUCUUGAAGCCAGAGAUGCUGGGCAAAAUAUAAUUGGAAGUUGGAUGUCUCCUCCAAGUAGCUGCAAACUCAUAACUUGUACAACAGGGAAUGAUGCUGUCACCCAUUCUGAUAACACAGCAAAAUUACCAUCCCUACUCUAUCAAUGGAAAGCCCCCAGUGCAAAUUGUCCAAGCAAAGUCACAUUUUAUGCCACAGUAGUGCAAAGUGAAUAUGUUUUCUGGGCAAUGCUUAAAUCAGCAGAUCUACAAUUAGGUAGGUGAUUUCCUUAAAUAUAAUGUCU
Messenger RNA from Erpetoichthys calabaricus (reedfish), 573 nucleotides. RefSeq names its product putative defense protein 3. The transcript has 4 exons. Gene Ontology annotation, molecular function: oxidoreductase activity, acting on metal ions. The record is from RefSeq and is a predicted model, not a curated record. NCBI's taxonomy places the organism in Eukaryota, Metazoa, Chordata, Cladistia, Polypteriformes, Polypteridae. The coding region runs from base 59 to 553 and encodes 164 amino acids.